AUGGCAGCAUGCAGAGGACUCCUGCUGCCCCUUGGAUUCCUUGGAUCCAUGUUUCUCAUUAUGUUGUCCUUUUACCGAUGGGACAUGUCACAAGAAAGGAGAGAGAGGACGCGUCAGCUGCAGAAACUGAGAAAGCAGCAGUUAAAAGAAAUCUGUGCUGGUGACAAAAACACAUUUUCUGAGAGGAAGCACAGUUUGGAAGACAUGAGUGAAGACGAGCUGAAGAACCUCAUUGUGGAUGACACUCACGGCAUCAUCUACUGUUACAUUCCCAAGGUGGCAUGUACCAACUGGAAGAGGGUUAUGUUUGUCCUGAACCAGGGCGAGCCAUAUCAAGACCCCAUGUCCAUAUCUGGUGACUUGGUCCACGUCCCCAACAAGUUCACUACUCUAAACAGUUUCCCAUUAAUAGAGAUGAAGGCAAGGCUGAAGCACUACACCAAGUUCCUGUUUGUCCGGGAGCCAUUUGUACGUCUCAUCUCUGCCUACCGAGACAAAUUCCAGCGGUACAAUAAGUACUACUAUCAAAACUUUGCCCGGGACAUUCUGCGUCUCUAUGGCAACCAGCCUGAUUCACCAGAGACAGUGGACGAAGCCUUUGUAUCAGGCGUGCACCCCUCAUUUUACAACUUUAUUCAGUACCUGCUGGACCCACAGACAGAGAACGAAGAGCCCUUUGAACCCCACUGGAAGCAGCAGUACCGCUUGUGCCACCCCUGUCUCAUACAGUAUGAUUUUGUUGGCCACCAGGAGACUCUUCAGGAGGAUGCCGAAGAGCUGCUAACGGUCUUACAGCUGCAGGAUGACAUUAGGUUCCCCCCUUUCUAUGAAAACAUGACUUCCCCUGGUUCCGUGUUUGACUGGUUCAGAGAAGUGCCCCUAGAGGACAGGAGGAAGUUGUACAAACUCUAUGAGGAGGACUUCAGGCUGUUUGGCUAUAGAAAGCCAGGCGAAUUGCUUGAUGGUUGA
Messenger RNA from Xiphias gladius (swordfish), 969 nucleotides. RefSeq names its product carbohydrate sulfotransferase 12-like. Lineage: Eukaryota; Metazoa; Chordata; Actinopteri; Istiophoriformes; Xiphiidae. The coding region runs from base 1 to 969 and encodes 322 amino acids. Gene Ontology annotation, biological process: carbohydrate biosynthetic process; proteoglycan biosynthetic process. The transcript is spliced from 5 exons. Gene Ontology annotation, molecular function: sulfotransferase activity. Gene Ontology annotation, cellular component: membrane. The record is from RefSeq and is a predicted model, not a curated record.